This is a messenger RNA of Torulaspora globosa, 384 nucleotides long. RefSeq names its product Icy1p (gene ICY1). The record is from RefSeq and is a predicted model, not a curated record. Bases 1 to 384 code for a protein of 127 amino acids. The transcript has a single exon. Lineage: Eukaryota; Fungi; Ascomycota; Saccharomycetes; Saccharomycetales; Saccharomycetaceae.
AUGUCGCUUCUGCUAGAAGAAGAGGAUCUUUUCCCUCUGUCGUUCGCACAACACUCGCUCGCCACGCCCGCCUCGCCGCUACACAACGAUGAGCUCGACGCACUGAUAAACAUGCCACCGCCAGCGCUAUCGAACAGCCCGAAUCCCGGCUCGGAGCCGGACUACGACUGGCACUCGUACCAAGAUGAGAUCGGCCUGCACGUGAUCGCCGCAACCACAGACGAUGCUAUAUUCACGGUGGACACGGAACCGCUGGAGACGCCCUACAGGGCAGAGCUUGUCGUGCUCCCUCGGGAGCACGACCGGAAACUGCCGGACGAGACGGCGGACGAGUUUGCCGACGCGGCCCAGCACAACUACAGAUUGUGGCUUGCGUCGUUCUGA